AUUCCCUCACACGACUUUCAUCGAACACCUAUCCAUCUCUAGCAACGUGUCCACCGUCCAACAACCCACGCACACAGCCAAACCCAACCUCCUUUCUCUUGUGCCUGACCAUCACCUUCUUCUACUUUACCAUCUUCUCCUUCUUUCUCCAUAAUCACCAAUCUCCAUGAAUCGUGUAGCAUUGCCCAAAUCCCUUGCCCACCGUUGCAGAGGCAUUCACCUUACAACUUGGAAGAGCUUCGGUAAUCGUUGUGAAAGCCAGGUCCAAGGUGUCGGGCCCUUGGGCUCUCUUCUCAAGUCCCGUUCCGUUAUACGGUUCCGCGGGCCUGACACCCUCAAGUUCCUACAGGGCCUCCUUACCAACGAUGUACGGAGGUUGGGUGACCCCAUUGGUGACAAAACUGAAAACUUGCCCACGCCGAACGUGCCUGCUACGUCGGUUCCUCCUAUUUAUGCUGCCUUAUUGACCCCUCAAGGGAGAUUCCUCUACGACCUCUUUCUCUAUAAGCCUCCCAUGAGGGACACCAAGCUCGAUAACACCGGCACUGCUCCUGAGUCCAACUCCGAUAGACCCUUUCAUUUGUUUGCUGACGUGGAUGCUUCUGUGUUGGAUGAAUUGUUGCAAACCUUCAACAAAUACCGGUUGAGGUCAAAGGUUGACAUUGAUGAUGUUUCAAGUGAUUUCUCAUGCUGGCAGCGUUAUGGUGAUGGCCUUCCCCAGAAGUCUUCACAAGUAGAAGAACCAGAAGCAGCCUCUGUUGGCUGGGGUGCUGGUGUGGAUAGUACUGCAAUGUCAUCUUCGCAUGGGAGUGAUAGUGGGUGGCAAUGGUUCAAGGAUCCAAGAUUGACCUCUCUUGGUUUCAGAGGGAUCUUCCCAUCGAAUAUAACUCCCCCUCUCAUUGAGGUUGACAAAGAGACCGAUGAACAAAAUUUCCUUAUGUGGAGAAUAGAGAAGGGAGUGGCUGAAGGAUCAACCGAGAUUUCAAAAGGUGAGGCGGUACCGCUGGAGUAUAAUCUUGCAGGCCUUAAUGCAAUUAGCUUUGAUAAAGGUUGCUAUGUUGGCCAAGAACUCAUUGCUCGUACACAUCACAGGGGGGUGAUUCGGAAGCGGAUAGUUCCUCUAAGGUUUCUGGACAACGAUGGGAAAGAGUUAGUAAGCAAAGUCAUUCCAGGCUCAGAAGUAAUAAACACAACAUCCGGCAAAAAAGCUGGUACAGUGACUACUGUCCUAGGAUGUCGUGGUCUGGGGCUCUUGCGAUUAGAGGAAGCUUUAAAGGGGUCCAGUGCCUUGUCCAUUCAGGGACAAGAGGAUGUGAAGGUUGUAGCUAGUAGACCAGAUUCAUGGCCUUCUGAAUGGCUUCAAGAUCAUGGACAGCAUGCUGCUUUUGCCUAGGAUGCCCAACGUCGUUCAAAGAGCAAGUAUUUACGAAUAAUUUAUGAAUGGGGGCGUUCAUGUAACCCUAAUGCUUCUUGUGGGUUAGUAGUCAGUAAAAAAAGGGAACGGCAACGACGGAAGUUUUUGUGAAUGUUCCUGCGGAAUGAGUUUCAUCUUAGUAAUGUGAUUGCAUGUUACUU
Messenger RNA from Vigna umbellata (rice bean), 1575 nucleotides. Its product is annotated as Glycine cleavage T-protein family. Lineage: Eukaryota; Viridiplantae; Streptophyta; Magnoliopsida; Fabales; Fabaceae. Gene Ontology annotation, cellular component: mitochondrial matrix. Gene Ontology annotation, molecular function: protein binding. The record is from RefSeq and is a predicted model, not a curated record. Gene Ontology annotation, biological process: iron-sulfur cluster assembly.